CUCUCUCUCUGUCUGCCUGUGCGGCCGGCUCGACGUCGCCUCACUUCUUCUUCUUCUUCUUCUUCUUCUCUCUUUCGCUCCCUCUGUGCUGAAGGUGUUAAACUGUGGUGGCUUGGGGUUUAUAGAAAUGGAGGCGGCGAUGGGUCUGAUGCGAAGGAUCCAUCCAAAGCAAGCAGAAACUGCUCUCUCAGCGCUUCUAAGUCUCCUGCCUGACCACUCUUCUGAUCUACUCUCUCAGAUUGAUCAGCCACUCCAGGUCUUAUGUGAUAUGGAAUGUGGAAAGGAGUUCUUAUUAUGCGAAUACAACAGGGAUGGUGAUUCCAAUAGAUCACCUUGGUCAAAUAAAUAUCAUCCACCCCUUGAAGAUGGACUCUGCCCGUCUCCCGAGUUGAGGAAACUUGAAAUUGAGGCAAAUGAUGUCUUUGCCAUAUAUCGUGACCAGUAUUAUGAAGGUGGCAUUUCAUCAGUAUAUGCAAUGGAAGGUGAUCACGGAGGUUUUGUUGCAUGCUUCUUAAUAAAGAAAGAUGGCUCAAAGACAGGGCAUGGCCGAAGGGGUUAUUUACAAGAAGGUGCCUGGGAUGCUAUCCAUGUAAUUGAGGUGGGGCCUGAGGAAGAAGGAACAGCUCAUUACUGCUUGACCAGUACCGUUAUGCUGUCAUUGACCACAAAUACUGAGACAUCGGGCUCGGGCACAUUUAAUUUAUCAGGUUCAAUUAGAAGACAGAUGAAUAUGGACCUGCCAAUUGAAGAGGGUCACCUUUGUAACAUGGGAAGGAUGAUUGAAGAAAUGGAGAGUAAACUGAGAUACUCAUUGGAUCAGGUCUAUUUUGGGAAGACGAAGGAGAUGGUUUGCAUCCUCCGACCACCAUCUGAAGUGGUGCAAUUGAGAAUGCCUGAUAGCUGAUGCAAGUACCAUGGCACAUGGAAAGAUAGAAUAUAAUUUGUUUCUUUUCAUCUCAUCAAUGCUAUGCUUGUUACUGCUGGGUAUUUUGAAUCUGAAUGUAGCUUACCCCUCAGUUUUGCUGUAGCACUUGAUACGGUGAAUCUCUCUUUGUUUUUCUACAUUCUUCUGUACGUUAAAAGGUACAUGAUAUUUUAGAUAUU
Molecule: messenger RNA, 1104 nt
Organism: Telopea speciosissima
Lineage: Eukaryota; Viridiplantae; Streptophyta; Magnoliopsida; Proteales; Proteaceae
Product: probable F-actin-capping protein subunit beta
Exons: 8
Coding region: 128-904 (258 amino acids)
Biological process (GO): barbed-end actin filament capping; actin cytoskeleton organization; cell morphogenesis
Cellular component (GO): F-actin capping protein complex; cytoplasm
Molecular function (GO): actin filament binding
Source: RefSeq, a predicted model, not a curated record